AUGUGUCUCUCUGAUUUUAGGACGUGUCCUUCGCCUUUCAAAAGGAAGAAGGAGAAGCAAGGAGCUGAUGUGAGGCACGAGGAUCAACAGCAGCAGCCUGGCAGGAAGGUCCCCACGUACGAAGAUGUCCCAGAUGUCCCCGUCUACGCCACGGUGAGCAAGGCCAGGGCCGUGCAGCAGGACGAGAGCAUCCACUACGCCGACAUCCAGGUGUUCUCCAAGGCGCGGGAGCGCUCGGCGGCCGAGCUGAGGAGCCUGCAGCUGCAGAACGCCACCGAGUACGCCACGCUCCACUUCCCCAGGGCCCGGCUCAAGUACGACAGCAAAAACGGGACCCUGGUCUGA
Messenger RNA from Lonchura striata (white-rumped munia), 345 nucleotides. The record is from RefSeq and is a predicted model, not a curated record. Lineage: Eukaryota; Metazoa; Chordata; Aves; Passeriformes; Estrildidae.